AGUGCCCACUCUGAGUAAAGCGAAAUUCGAAAAUAUUUUUUCAUGCAUUUCAUUAAGUCCAAACAAUUUUGCUUCUAGAGGAGUAUGUAUAGCCUUGCUGAAGGAUAUCUACCUGGCGGUCAUCACAAAACGAAAUAUCUUGAACUGACAUCAAGAAGCGUAAAUUGUUUGACUAGAGCGCGUAAUGCAUGAUGAUUAAAGUGCUUUUAUUGUUUUUCUAGCAUUUUCGUAGCAACCGUCUGUCACGCGUCUACUCCGUAUCUAGUUGAAUUUCGGAAGCGUAAUCAUCCAGGUGUAGCCCCGCGAUGACAAGGGAAAGAUACUUUCCUCGUAAUCAAAGUUCAUUAGGACAAAAGCCUGGCGGUAACGAGAGUUGGAAUCAGAACAAUGGAAUGGCUGAAAUUACUGACGAAUUCUUGCGUAAUACGUCUAUACAUGGACUGAAGUACAUAGGAGAGCGAGACAGGCCCGUUUUCGAAAGGAUAUUAUGGCUGUCACUUGUGAUCGCCGGUUGCUGCGUUUCGGUAUGGAUGUGCUAUCUGGAAUGGACUAAGUGGAGCGAUUCAUCGAUUUUAAUUACCCGCGAUCCGACAGUGAUCACACACAACCCAAUGAACUUUCCCGUCAUUACGAUGUGCAGCACUAACAAAAUCUCUGAAAAGAAAUUAGCUUAUGUAUAGUUGGAUGAAUUAUUCCUCCUUGGUAAAAACAAUUCGUUACAUGACGAAAUUUGAUGACCUGUUAAGCGAAGACGAAGAUGAUGGCUUCCAACAACUGCUUCAAGAGCUCACCGAACAUAAUAUCAAAAUUGCAGAUUUAGUUGAGGUUGUCCGUCAAGUGCGACCUGCUUGCAACGAUAUGGUUGUGGAUUGUCAAUGGAAAUCGAACAUUGUUGCUUGUGAGCGUAUUAUGUCUCUUAGGCCAACUGAUGAUGGUUACUGUUGCUCCUUGGUUGUCGCCGCUCUUGACAACGAUGUUGAAAAUAGGUCGAGUAGCACUGUUUACGAUUAUGGUGUUCAUUCCGCUUUACGAAUCAUACUUGAUCCUAACUUGAACGACAAUGCCCUCAGCCCUGUCAGUAUUGAUGGUUUCAAGAUUCUGUUGCACAACAAAGAUGAAUUUUCGGACGUGAUUGAACGCGGAUUCAUAGUUGGAUCAGGCUACGAAAAUUUUGUAGCUCUCAACAGUUUUUCAGUCAGCUACACGCCAGCUGUCCAAGCAGUAUCUUUCGAACGACGUCAGUGUUAUGUUGACGGCGAAGGAUCCCUCAGGUACAGCCAAAAUGUUAAUUACACGCGCUCCAGUUGCCUUUUCGAGUGCCGCGCUGAAAAAAUUCUAGAAGCAUGUCACUGCUUACCUUAUUUUAUAAAAGUAAGCAUUCCAGCUCCCACCUGCAAACUACAAGCCUAUCCUUGUGUUACCAGUGUCUAUGUUCAAGCUAUUUUCACGGCACCAGUUACUGCAAACUGCAUGUGCCCGGCAAACUGUAAAGACCAAUGGUUCACAACGGAAAUUUCUUCAGCUCCGUUAUCUCCUACGGGAUUUCCGGCAACGAGGACUUUCAAGCGGAUAUCCAAAAAUAAAAAUAUGGACGCUAAUUACAGUGUGAAGCUGAUUGGCCUCCGCGUGUUCUUCAAAUACAACGCUGGUGAAAGUUUUUCGAUGGACGCUCCAUUCGGCAACAAAGAACUUUUAGCUUCCGUUGGUGGUAUAUUGGGUCUUUGCCUUGGCUUCAGCAUCAUUAGCGCAAUUGAACUGUGCUAUUUCCUGUGUUGCGAUUGGUGUUUUCGCCAAAAACGGAGCAUGCCGAAAACCAUUGCGAAUUUGGCGAUGAGCAACCCAAAAUUGCUCAGAAAACAGGGUCGGCGUCCACCUCCAGUAAUCAAAGUUUUACCUGAUUCUACGGUGACAACCAUCGCUUGGCCUGACACUAUUUCAAAAUGAAAUGUAACCGUUGCAAACAUUUACGAAUUAUUUUUAAAUUUUUAAUGUAGGAAUACAAUCAAGGUAAUGAA
Messenger RNA from Daphnia carinata, 2015 nucleotides. Its product is annotated as pickpocket protein 28-like. The record is from RefSeq and is a predicted model, not a curated record. Gene Ontology annotation, molecular function: ligand-gated sodium channel activity. Lineage: Eukaryota; Metazoa; Arthropoda; Branchiopoda; Diplostraca; Daphniidae. The coding region runs from base 673 to 1944 and encodes 423 amino acids. Gene Ontology annotation, cellular component: membrane. Gene Ontology annotation, biological process: sodium ion transmembrane transport. The transcript is spliced from 11 exons.